Molecule: messenger RNA, 3468 nt
Organism: Oncorhynchus gorbuscha (pink salmon)
Lineage: Eukaryota; Metazoa; Chordata; Actinopteri; Salmoniformes; Salmonidae
Product: Kv channel-interacting protein 1-like
Exons: 8
Coding region: 1624-2283 (219 amino acids)
Biological process (GO): regulation of potassium ion transmembrane transport
Cellular component (GO): voltage-gated potassium channel complex
Molecular function (GO): calcium ion binding; potassium channel regulator activity; transmembrane transporter binding
Source: RefSeq, a predicted model, not a curated record
CUCCCAGCUUACAGCUUUCCUCUGUGAGAUUGUCUGCAUCCCCCUUUCCUCUCUCCUCCCAGCUUACAGCUUUCCUCUGUGAGAUUGUGUCUGCAUCCCCCUUUCCUCUCUCCUCCCAGCUUACAGCUUUCCUCUGUGAGAUUGUCUGCAUCCCCCUUUCCUCUCUCCUCCCAGCUUACAGCUUUCCUCUGUGAGAUUGUCUGCAUCCCCCUUUCCUCUCUCCUCCCAGCUUACAGCUUUCCUCUGUGAGAUUGUCUGCAUCCCCCUUUCCUCUCUCCUUCCAGCUUUCAGCUUUCCUCUGUGAGAUUGUCUGCAUCCCCCUUUCCUCUCUCCUCCCAGCUUACAGCUUUCCUCUGUGAGAUUGUCUGCAUCCCCCUUUCCUCUCUCCUCCCAGCUUACAGCUUUCCUCUGUGAGAUUGUCUGCAUCCCCCUUUCCUCUCUCCUCCCAGCUUACAGCUUUCCUCUGUGAGAUUGUGUCUGCAUCCCCCUUUCCUCUCUCCUCCCAGCUUUCAGCUUUCCUCUGUGAGAUUGUGUCUGCAUCCCCCUUUCCUCUCUCCUCCCAGCUUUCAGCUUUCCUCUGUGAGAUUGUGUCUGCAUCCCCCUUUCCUCUCUCCUCCCAGCUUUCAGCUUUCCUCUGUGAGAUUGUGUCUGCAUCCCCCUUUCCUCUCUCCUCCCAGCUUUCAGCUUUCCUCUGUGAGAUUGUGUCUGCUUCCCCCUUUCCUCUCUCCUCCCAGCUUUCAGCUUUCCUCUGUGAGAUUGUGUCUGCAUCCCCCUUUCCUCUCUCCUCCCAGCUUUCAGCUUUCCUCUGUGAGAUUGUCUGCAUCCCCCUUUCCUCUCUCCUCCCAACUUUCAGCUUUCCUCUGUGAGAUUGUGUCUGCAUCCCCCUUUCCUCCCUCCUCCCAGCUUUCAGCUUUCCUCUGUGAGAUUGUGUCUGCUUCCUUCCUGUUCCGUAAGCAACAGUGUGAUCCCCUCUCCACACGAGACAAAGAGACGGAGAGAGGGGAAAAGAGGGGGAGUAACAGAAUGAAUAGAAUGACAAAAUGGCUGUGAAAGAGAGAUAUUAACAGAAAGACAGAAAGGGAUAGAGAGAGAGAGAGACAGAGAGAUAUUAACAGAAAGACAGAAAGGGAUAGAGAGAGAGAGAGACAGAGAGAUAUUAACAGAAAGACAGAAAGGGAUAGAGAGAGAGAGAGACAGAGAGAUAUUAACAGAAAGACAGAAAGGGAUAGAGAGAGAGAGAGACAGAGAGAUAGAUAGAUUCAUGUAAACCCAGGGGGUUCAGUGUUGCCAUACAGACAAAGGUAGCGCCGUAGUGCAUGUGGUCUCUCUCACGCAUACACACACUCUCGCACACACACACACUCGCACACACCGGCAUUACAACUGCGUAGGAGUCAGACAGAAGAGGAAUGCCACUGGCUUGCACACGGAGUAGCCUCACAUUCAUAACUUAACAACAACAGGCGCACAAGACACACACAUGCACGCACGCACACGUACACACACUCAAUCAAUCGCAGACACAGACUCUUUGUGUGACUGUAAACAUGGGGCUCGUCAUGGGGACCUUUUCCAUGCAGAGCAAUAAGCAGGAUCGGACCUAUCGGAAAGACCUCUGACAACAUGGGCGCUGUGGUGGGCACGUUAACCAUGGGGGAGAGGACCAAGGGGGAGAGGAGGAGGCCAUCCAGAGAUAAAAUAGAUGAUGAUUUUGAGUUGAGCAUUGUGUGUCAUCGGCCAGAAGGGCUGGACAAACUAGAGGCUCAGACCAACUUCAGCAAGCAAGAGCUGCAAGUGCUCUACCGAGGCUUCAAAAACGAGUGCCCUAGUGGGGUGGUGAAUGAGGACACCUUCAAACAGAUAUACGCACAGUUCUUUCCCCAUGGAGAUGCCAGUACCUACGCACACUACCUGUUCAACGCCUUUGACUCAGCACACAGUGGAUCCAUCAAGUUUGAGGGCUUUAUCAUGGCGCUGUCCACCCUGCUGAGGGGUUCAGUGAGGGAGAAACUGACGUGGACGUUCAACCUGUACGACAUCAACAGAGAUGGCUACAUCAACAAGGAGGAGAUGACAGACAUCGUCAGUGCGAUAUAUGACAUGAUGGGAAAGUACACCUACCCUGCCCUGAAGACAGACACUCCCAAACAACAUGUGGAUGCCUUCUUCCAGAAGAUGGACAAGAACAGAGAUGGAGUUGUCACUCUGGAUGAGUUCAUUCUGUCCUGCCAGGAGGAUGAAAACAUCAUGAGGUCCCUGCAGCUCUUCAAAAAUGUCAUAUAGACCACACAGAGAAAAGGAGAGAAAAGACCGGGAGGAAUUGGAAGAGAUGCUUGAGCUGUGAGAAGGAAAAGCAGCCCGCCAUUUAAUGGAAAAAAGAGGCACAAAUAAACUUUGUUGUCACCAUGGUUAUGAGAGGUACUCAACACCGGCUGCCCAACAACAGCUAUACACACCAGUCGUGUGGCACAGUGUCUCACCAUCACGUUACCAUGGCAGUGACCAUCAAGGGGCUGGGAUAUGACCCUUGCCAUUGACCUCUGACCCCUGUACCUGUUUUUGAACUUCCUGUGACUCUGUAACCUUUCACCCUAGUCCUCUCUGUCUUGUUCUGUUGAUGUUGUUAUGGUUACUGAUCUCUCUGAGAGUGUAUAUCACACCUGUUAGUGUACCUACUGACAAACACACACAAAGAUUAAGGCAUACACACAUACCUUGGAUUGAAUCCUCAAUCGACUACCAAAUAACAAAUACACAAUCAAUACAUUUUCAUCUGUAAAAUUAAUCUGAUCGGUAUUUGACUUAAGAAAAAUACAUUUGAACCAAGUCAGUCCUAACCUUGCUAAAUGCAGAACUCCUACAGAAUGUGUGUUAGUGUUAUUCAAUGUUUUUGGUGUUGUGGUGACUUGUGUCAUAGUGUUUUACAUUUACAUUUAAGUCAUUUAGCAGACACUCUUAUCCAGAGCGACUUCUAUCUUUCUGUCUGCAAUGAGCUCUUUUCAUCUGUGUCGUGGUUGGUCUCUUUGUCUGUCAAUCUAAGUCAUGGCCAGACGACAUCCCGCCCACAGAGCCUGGAUUGGAUGUUAUGUGGCCUAUGAUAGAAAUAUACAGUGGUAGGAAGUUAUUGCAAGUCCCAUUUUGAAGUGUAUUCUUAUGUGGGAUAUUACGACUGUACAGUAACAACUCUCAAGACAAUACCCAACCACUCACUGUGACCAGAGAGAGAGAGAGAGAGAGAGAGAGAGAGAGACCUUGUCACUGAGAAUACAGGAAUAAAGCCAUGAGAGAUGACAAUAGCCUAAUCAAUGUGAAGACUUACUGACAAGAAAAUACAAAAUCCCUUUCCUCACAGUUAUCUCACAGAAAACAUCAGUGUAUUCAAAUGUGGUGCAAAAUGAUAUUUAACAAACUUCUCUGAAAAAAUGGUGAUGUUUGCUAUGUCUUCUUUGAGUAAAACGAAGCUUCCCA